Molecule: messenger RNA, 630 nt
Organism: Trichoderma reesei QM6a
Lineage: Eukaryota; Fungi; Ascomycota; Sordariomycetes; Hypocreales; Hypocreaceae
Gene: rpl44
Product: 40s ribosomal protein L44e
Exons: 3
Coding region: 31-351 (106 amino acids)
Biological process (GO): translation
Cellular component (GO): ribosome; cytosolic large ribosomal subunit
Molecular function (GO): structural constituent of ribosome
Source: RefSeq, a predicted model, not a curated record
CAAGUAACGACACCGCACACCGUCGUCAAAAUGGUCAACAUUCCCAAGACCCGUAACACCUACUGCAAGGGCAAGGAGUGCCGCAAGCACACCCAGCACAAGGUCACCCAGUACAAGGCUGGCAAGGCCUCCCUGUUCGCCCAGGGUAAGCGACGUUACGACCGGAAGCAGAGCGGUUAUGGUGGUCAGACCAAGCCCGUCUUCCACAAGAAGGCCAAGACCACCAAGAAGGUCGUGCUGCGGUUGGAGUGCGUCAAGUGCAAGACCAAGUUGCAGCUGGCCCUGAAGCGAUGCAAGCACUUCGAACUGGGUGGUGACAAGAAGACGAAGGGUGCGGCUCUGGUGUUCUAAAUGCGUUGUUUUCCGGUCUUACCAAUUCUUAUGCUUCUCCUUGCGGCAUACGGGCAUCAUGGAACUUGGCGAAGGGGGGGGUUACUGGUCCUUGUUUAGGGGACAGCGGCUCAUAGGAAACGAAUAAAAAAGAUUUCUUCAUGACCGCCAUUCACACGCGUUUUCUUGGCACCGGUCACAGUGUUUAGGGUGGGAAGAAGCACAGCCAACCCGGGGGACAAGAUUCCAAUCCACGAUGGGCCUGGUGUCUCUUUGCUGGGCAACUUUUUCACAUCACGG